This is a messenger RNA of Nymphaea colorata (pocket water lily), 2442 nucleotides long. Its product is annotated as protein PLASTID MOVEMENT IMPAIRED 2. Lineage: Eukaryota; Viridiplantae; Streptophyta; Magnoliopsida; Nymphaeales; Nymphaeaceae. Bases 289 to 2202 code for a protein of 637 amino acids. The record is from RefSeq and is a predicted model, not a curated record. The transcript is spliced from 2 exons.
CUUUACAUAUAUCUUUUUCUUGUUUAUUCCCAAUUCUGAAAUCUUAUCUUCUCUUCUUGGCAUGCAGAAAAUUCUACGUCGUUUCAGUGUGUUUGCAGCCCCAUAUAUAUUUAUGAAUUUUUUAAGAAAAGGAAGAACAAAGAGAGAGAACCAUAUUUGUGGUGCGACUUCUUGCUCAGUAUUUUAAGUUUUGUGCUUUCUUCUGUAAUGGUGGCACAUUGCCUUUCUGCUUGAAGUGUUAUACUCUCUCUCUCUCUCUCUCUGUGCCUCCCUCUUUCUCUUUCUAGCAUGCAGGUAGCAGAGAGAGAAGAGAUUGACAGUUUAUUGCACAAGGGGUCGGUGAAGGCUGCUGUUAACUUAUUUGGGGAGAAGCAGGGUGAGGGGAAUGGAAAAUGGAAGAAGACCAAUAUCUCAAAUCCAGAGCAGGAAAGUGAACUGCAUAUUGCUAAGAGGAGUAUGAAUAAGUUCAUUGGCAGCGUGAAAGUUGCAGAAGAUGUGAAAUCUCAAGCAGGAUCUGAGCUCCAUGCUGCCAGAAGGACAGCCGAAAGCAUGAAAUCACAGAUACAAGUUUUGAGGGCCAGUAUUGAAGCGGAAUUGAAGAAAGUGAGAGUUCUUAGUGAGCAAAAAUGGAAUGGAAACUUCCAUUCUAGACUUCAAGAGGUUAUAUACCAGUACAAUGAAGUGCAACAGGAGUUGGAAUUGGCAAAACUGGAUCUCAGGAAAUUGCAACAGGAUAUGAGACAUGCUCUGGAAAUAAAAACAAAAGCCGAGUUACAAACUGUAGAGUUUAUAGCAAAAGCCAGAGCAGAUUCAGUUGCUGAAAGCAUACUGAGGAACAAGGUAGAAGAAGCCAAUGAAGAGCAUGUAUUAGUUGAACUGGCAACGAUAGAGGCUACUAAAGAACUGCGUGCUGUUGAAGCAGAAAUAGAAGCUAAUGCUGCCCACUUUUCUCGCACAAAGGCAGAAUCUCAGUGGAAGAUUAGAGAAUUGCUGCAUGAGCUUAGCUUUUUGAAGGAUCUUGAAGCCACUCUUGAACUUACAAACAGUGAGAUCGAGGUCUUGCAGUAUGAACUGACAUUAAUGAAAGAAAUGGAAGGAAUCAGCCAAAAGGCACCGAAAAGAACACACACUUCUCUGGCACAAUUGAUCUUUAUGACAGAGGAAGAUGAUUUAGCUGCAUCCACAGAGUUGGCAUCAGUCAUCACUGAACUUGAUCAAUCAAAAAGGGAGCUGCAGAGCCUGCGAGAAGAGGGGUUCCGUUGCAUGACUUCCAUGGACAUAAUCAGGAAGGAAUUGAGACAGGCAUCUACUGAUACCGCACGUUCAAAGGGCCUAAAGGAGCAAGCAGAGUCCAGAUCUGAGGGUCUCAAUUCAAAGCUUCUUAAAGCAAGGAAGGAAUUGGAAAGUGCAACAGCUGCAGAAGAAAACGUGAAAUCUAUCUUCUCCGAUCUAGUGGCUACACUGACACAAUUGUCUACCGAAGCAAAGGCUGCUAAGGGAGAGAAGGAGACGAUUUACAAAGAAAUUCAGAAGAUCAAAUUGGAGAUUCAAGAAAUUGGCAUUGCUACAAACGAAUCAGAGCAGAGAUUGCAGUUGGCAUUGCAAGAUCUAGAAGAAAUAAAAGCUGCAGAGAUGAUAACUCUAGAGACUUUAAGCAUUCUCUCAGAGAAGAUUGUGAUGACUAGAGCUGCAUCAUCGCAACGCAGUCCGUCCAUAACAAUAUCCAGUUUCGAAUUUGAGUACUUGAAAGCACGAGCAGAAGGAGCUGAUGAGAUUGCAGACAAGAAGGUGGCAGCUGCAAAAGCAUGGGUGGAAGCAGCCAGAACUGCGGAAAAGGAGAUUAUGAUGAAAACUGAGGCUGCAGAAAGAGAGAUACAGGAGAUAAAAGUGACUCAAGAACAAGAGUUAGACAAUAUAAAAAAGACAUUGGCUGCCAAGAAAGUGGUUGAAGCUGAACUGAACAAAUGGAAGAUACAAGAAUCAGAGAAAUUGCAAAUAGCAGCAUCAAUGCCCAAGAAAAAUCAAGGCCGUUCAAUGUCAGUACGUCGAUCACGAGCAUAUGGGACUCCAUCACCAGCACACUGGAAUUACACUCGUUCUCCAUCAUUCAGCUUGAAGAAGAAGAAGAAGAAGAUGGUAAUUCCUGAUCUGGCGAGACUUUUUAAGGGUAGAAAAUUUGGGAAAGACCAAUACUGCAAGUAGCAAGCUGAUGAUUCAGUUAAAGAAAAUCAUAUUACACGAAUUGCAAAGUUACCUCUGUAUCUUUCAAGCAUGUCCUGUUGAAGAGGAGGUUCCCAAUUCAUGGGCAUCUGCUUCUUGCUAUUGGAAGCAACAUACUAGUGAUGUACCAUAGUUUUGAAAUUUUUAUAAAGUUAUCUAGCUGUAAUCUCAGUUUUCACAAUUUUCAAUGUAUAGUGCAAACUAUUAAUUUUUUUGUUAUUA